UGUUGGGGAAAUUGCAUGCAUGCAGGGUUUUCUUAAUGAUCAGUUCGUUGAAUUGGAGAAAUUGGAGGAUGAUCGGGACAACCCCGCCUUCGUCGAGAGUAUGGUCAACUUGUUUCUCAGUCAGACCCCAGAUGAAAUAACUUGCAUUGAACAAGCAUUGGAGGAAACCCCGCUUGAUCUCGUUGAGCUGAAUAGGUGUAUUUAUAAGUUCAAAGGCAGUAUUGUCAGCAUUGGUGCUAAGAGGGUGGACGCAGAAAUUGUUAAAAUGUUGGCUUGUUUGAGGGAAGAUGCCAUUGACAUUGGAGGCUGUUGCGACCUAAAGAUCUACCUUCCGAGUCGGAUGACUCUAACUCCCCAAAAAAUGAAGGAACGUCCACAAGCGGAGACAAGGAAGAAGUUGGAUCAAAGCCGUCGGUAG
Molecule: messenger RNA, 418 nt
Organism: Juglans microcarpa x Juglans regia
Lineage: Eukaryota; Viridiplantae; Streptophyta; Magnoliopsida; Fagales; Juglandaceae
Product: histidine-containing phosphotransfer protein 4-like
Exons: 4
Coding region: 20-418 (132 amino acids)
Biological process (GO): phosphorylation; phosphorelay signal transduction system; cytokinin-activated signaling pathway
Cellular component (GO): nucleus; cytoplasm
Molecular function (GO): protein histidine kinase binding; histidine phosphotransfer kinase activity
Source: RefSeq, a predicted model, not a curated record